AUGCCCAAUACCAAAACCGUCCAUGUUCCCCAUCUGGGAGGAAUUGAUGCAGCAUACCAAAUGCCGCAUCCUUACGACUCAUCCAAACCCACCUUGAUACUGGUCAAUAGCUUCACCACCUCAUCUGAGCUUUACCGUCAACAAUACGCCAACAAGGAGCUGACGGAUAAGAUGAACCUCAUCGCUAUUGAGCUUCUCGGCCAUGGCCAGACAAGGUCCAAGUCGGAGAAUUUCACCUAUUGGGAUACCGCCAUUAUGAACCUCCAGGUCAUGGAGGCCCUUGGAAUCCCUAAGGCAUUCGUCCUGGGCACUUCUCAAGGCGGCUGGAUCACGGUGCGGAUGGCCCUGCUAGCACCAGAAAAGAUCCAAGGCAUCAUCCCACUGGGUACAUCUCUGGACUACGAAUCCGAGAGAACGCGAAAACUUGGGUGCUGGGACGGCGUCGCGGCGUGCACAGGACCAAUCGACAAGUGGACCAGCAACGACGCAACACCUGAUUUCCAGCCAGACCAGGAAUACUGCGACUUCCUCAUCGACAUCGGCUUUGGCAAGAACUGUCACCAAGACGUCCGAGAUAUGUGGCGCAAGAUCAUUCCCUCCAACUACCAGGGCGAUGACGGCAGACGCCGCGCUCGCAUGGCCGCAAUCAACCUGCGUGAGCGAGACGGUCUGCACGGCCGUCUGUUCGACGUCAGGUGUCCUGUCAUGUGGCUCCAUGGGACGGACGAUGUGGUUUACACCGUUGCGAAUGCAGAACAGGAGAUCAAGAUGUUCACGAAUAGCCCGUCCGCAGAGCUUGUUGUUGUGAAUGGUGGAGCGCAUUUCUUGUCCGCGUCCCAUCCGAAGGAAGUCGACGGUGCUUUGAUUUCGUUCGUGGGCAAAUACGCUGCUUAG
Messenger RNA from Exophiala aquamarina CBS 119918, 894 nucleotides. RefSeq names its product microsomal epoxide hydrolase. NCBI's taxonomy places the organism in Eukaryota, Fungi, Ascomycota, Eurotiomycetes, Chaetothyriales, Herpotrichiellaceae. The record is from RefSeq and is a predicted model, not a curated record. Bases 1 to 894 code for a protein of 297 amino acids. Gene Ontology annotation, molecular function: catalytic activity. The transcript is spliced from 3 exons.